AUGCUGACGGGCGGUGUGAUUGACUACAACCGCGAGGGUUCGAUCCUCAGCGCCGAACAACGUCGCUUCUACGAGACGAACGGAUACCUCCUGAUCCGGAACUGCGUGCCCAAAUACGAACUGGACCGCUUUCGGCAGCGAUUCCAGGACAUUUGCGAGAAGAAAGUGAAGGCGCCGGAGAAUAUGACGGUGAUGAAGGACAUUUCGAUCGCAAAGUCCGAGUUCAAAGACGGCGAGAAGGCGAUCACGAAGAUCCAGGACUUUGCCGACGAUCCGGUCCUCUUCGAAUACUGCAAGUAUCCGGGCGUCGUCGACGUCGUCAAGGAUCUCAUCGGAGAUCCGAAAUCGAAUUUGAUGGCCAUGCACACGAUGCUCAUCAACAAGCCGCCAGACAACGGUACCUUUCGUUUUACCACUUCUACAAUGAUACAUCAAAAAACUUACCAGGAAAGCUAACAUCGCGUCAUCCGAUGCACCAGGACCUCCAGUAUUUCCCAUUCCGUCCCGCCGAUUUCAUCUGUUGCGCGUGGACUGCGAUGGAGAAGAUCAACCGGGCGAACGGAUGUUUGGUCGUCGUGCCGGGCACUCACAAAGGAGUUCUGUUGCCUCAUGAGUAUCCGAAAUGGGAGGUGAGAGUGUGGCCUAGGAUCACAAGUGGGGAAAGUCAGGUCAUCGAGCUCGGUGCAGUUUGAAGAGAGCAUUUUCUGCAUAGAAAAAAUUAGGCCAUGUUUUCGUGUGUUUUCUGACGAAAAACUGUAAAAUUCUCUAUCAUUAUCAUUUUUUGCAGGGCGGCGUGAACAAAGCCUACCACGGAAUCCAGAACUACGACGCGUCGAUGCCGCGCAUCCACGUGGAAAUGGAGGCCGGCGACACCGUCUUCUUCCAUCCGAUCCUCAUCCACGGAUCCGGCGCCAACAGAACCGAAGGUAUCGUAAAAGCGCAAAAGUGGAGCGUCGUUUGAGAGUUUCUACCCAGAAUUUCACUGAAAAAAAUUGUGACACUUUUUAGGAGAAAGUCAAUUAAAUUUUCAGGUUUUCGCAAGGCAAUUUCGUGUCACUACGCGAACGACGACAUCUGCCGAUACGUGAACGUCGAGGGCACGACUCAGGAGACCCUGGCCGAGGAAAUCAUCGAAAUUGCGAAGAAGCGAAUGAAGAAGUACGGUUUGGACACGAGCACGGUCAGCCUCGACUUUGCGGACAUUUGGAGAGUCCGCGCGCGUGAGGUCAACGGACACAGAUCCAAUUUGUAA
Messenger RNA from Caenorhabditis sp. 36 PRJEB53466, 1252 nucleotides. Lineage: Eukaryota; Metazoa; Nematoda; Chromadorea; Rhabditida; Rhabditidae. The record is from the annotation of a GenBank genome assembly.